AAACGUAUGCAAAUGCAAAUGUUUGUACGGGAGAUUAUUUACGAAACUUAUAACCUAAAUGUUUUAGCAAAAUAUCUAACUUUUUAGUAUAAAACUGUGCAAAUUAUGCAUCUAAUAGUUCUGUACUAAAACUACGUCAAUUAUGCAUUUAAUAGUUCUGUGCUGAAACUAUGCCUCGUGAAAAAUCUCGUUACCGUGAUAGGCGUAGCUCGUCUUACAGUUCUGAAUCGUCCUACGAGCGAAAGAAAUCAAAAAGCAAACAUAAACGUAGGUCCCGCUCGCGAGAUCGCUCUGAGUCUAGCAGUCACCGACGGAGACGCUCCGUUUCGCGAUCGAGGCAUAAGAGGAGUUAUUCUAGAAGCUUAUCUAGGGAGCGCGAUAGGUACGAGUCCAAAUCCAAGAGGAGAUCGUCUUCGCGGUCACGUACUAAGCGCUCUAAACGUUCUGUCUCGAGGAACCGGUCCCGUUCCAGCUCUCAUGGAAGAUCUAGAUAUAAGAGCAAGAAGUCGAAGAGGUCCAGGUCUUCUAGCAGUCGCUCAAGUUCGUUUGAUAUUGAAAAACCUCAACCUUCCAAAAAGGUGAACUUAGAUGACACAGAAACAAAAGUAGAAAGGGCAAUCAAAGCUGCCGCAGCUGCUGGUCUCACCAUGACCAAAAUACCAACUUAUGAAUACAAGGACAUUGAAAUCAAAGAAGAUAUGCCAACAAUACACGACAGAAACUUGUUGGCUGAAUUCAACAAUGAUUCGUUUGUCCAGAAGUCCUUCACAUCUUCAAGGACUAAGAAACAGUCACAAAACAUUGUCAUAGACCUGAAUUCUCAGACAGUGACAGUCCCUGAAUCGGAGGCCAAGAAUGAUGAUUCCAUUAUUAAUUUUGAUGCAAUCCCUAGCGAGGAGGAGCUCAAAGAGAUGUGGAUAAAGAAAUUGUACCAGUACAGGAAGAAAAUGCUUAGAGGAGAAAUAUAAAAAAAGAUAUCAACAGCACUAAAAAGUUUUAUUGUACUUUACAUUACUUAGU
Amyelois transitella is the source of this 1020-nucleotide messenger RNA. RefSeq names its product serine/arginine-rich splicing factor 4. The coding region runs from base 171 to 968 and encodes 265 amino acids. The record is from RefSeq and is a predicted model, not a curated record. Lineage: Eukaryota; Metazoa; Arthropoda; Insecta; Lepidoptera; Pyralidae. The transcript has 3 exons.